GGGAGCCGGAGGAUGUGCGCGCGUCCGGCCGGCGCCCGCUCCAUUGUCUGCAGCCCGGGACUGGGCGGCGGGUGGCGGGGGGCGCGAGGAGGAGCGCGAGCCUCCCCCCCCCACCGCACCUAUGGGCGACCGCACGGCAUGAUCCCAGGGGCAUGGGCAGGUCGCUGAGUGCCCAGCAUGGUGCAGCGAGGCCAGCGGGGCGCCGAGGCCGAGCCCGGGCCCGGGCCGGGCGACAAGAAGCUGCGGGUGGGGUUCGUGGGCAUCGACGGCGCGGCCGAUGGUCCGGCGGGCGGCCCCGGCCCCGACCCCUCCUGCACCCGGGACGGGGCACUGUUGAUCGCGGGUGCCGAGGGCGGCGGGGUCCUGGGCAAACCGCGUUCCGGCGGCGCCAAGCGGCCCAGGAGGAAGGCGGCGUAUCGGAAGCUGCAGAACUUCAUGUACAACGUGUUGGAGCGGCCGCGGGGCUGGGCCUUUAUCUACCACGCCUAUGUUUUUUUACUCGUCUUCUCCUGCCUGGUUCUGUCUGUAUUCUCCACCAUCAAGGAAUACGAGAAAGGUUCUGAAGGAGCACUCUAUAUUCUGGAGAUAGUCACGAUUGUGGUGUUCGGUGUGGAGUACAUCGUGCGGGUCUGGUCUGCAGGAUGUUGCUGUCGAUACAGAGGAUGGAGAGGCCGGCUGAAAUUUGCAAGGAAACCGUUCUGUGUGAUCGAUGUGAUGGUUCUGGUGGCCUCCAUCGCCGUGCUCGCGGCCGGCACUCAGGGCAACGUCUUCGCCACCUCAGCACUGAGGAGCCUGAGGUUCCUGCAGAUCCUACGCAUGAUCCGCAUGGAUCGCCGGGGAGGUACCUGGAAGCUGUUGGGAUCUGUGGUCUACGCACACAGCAAGGAGCUGAUUACUGCCUGGUACAUCGGCUUCCUCUGUCUCAUCCUUGCCUCCUUCCUCGUCUUCCUUGCUGAGAAAGAUGACAACAAGGAAUUUGCAACCUAUGCUGAUGCUCUGUGGUGGGGGUUGAUCACUCUGACCACCAUCGGAUACGGCGAUAAAUUUCCCAUCACCUGGAACGGUCGGCUCCUGGCUGCGACUUUCACUCUGAUUGGAGUCUCCUUCUUCGCCCUACCAGCAGGAAUCCUUGGUUCUGGAUUUGCCCUGAAGGUUCAGGAACAACAUCGGCAGAAACACUUUGAGAAACGACGGAAUCCGGCAGCGGGGCUCAUCCAGGCCGCUUGGCGCUAUUACUCCACCAGCCUGUGCAGGACUGAUCUCCAUGCCACCUGGCAGUGCUUUGAGCAGACUCUAACUGUUCCAAUGUACAGGUUGAUUCCUCCUCUCAACCAGCUGGACCUGCUGCGUAACCUCAAGAGCAAAUCGGGACUGACCUUCAGGAAGGAGAAUGUCGAGAGUACGCCAAGUAAACACAAACCCCGGCGUGAUUCCAUGUGUGGAAUGUGCUGCUCAGGAGACCCUAGCAACAAGGUCAGCCUGAGGGAGAGAUUCUCCAGCCCCAAGGGUCCCAGUGCCAAAGCCAAAGCCUCAGAGCAGGGAGGCGUGAGGCGAUCACCCAGUGCAGACAACAUCGAGGAGAGUCCUGACAAGGUUCAGAAGAGCUGGAGCUUCACCGACCGGACCCGCUUCAGGCAGGCCUUCCGGCUGAGGGGAGCGGGCUCGAGGCAGAACUCUGAGGACCAAGGAAGCCUGCCUGAGGAGCUCAUCCCAGACAACAGGAGCUGCCAGUGUGAGUUUGUCACUGAUGACCUCACCCCUGGGCUGAAAGUUUCUAUCAGAGCGUUAUGCAUUAUGCGAUUCCUUGUUUCCAAGCGGAAGUUCAAGGAGAGCCUGCGGCCUUACGACGUGAUGGAUGUGAUCGAGCAGUACUCCGCCGGGCACUUGGACAUGUUGUCUAGGAUUAAAAACCUGCAGUCGAGGAUAGAUAUGAUUGUGGGCCCCCCACCCCCUUCAACUCCCCGGCAUAAGAAGCUUAAAGGAGUCCUCACCACCUCCAAAGAUUCAAUCCAAUACUCUCCUAGAGUCGACCAAAUCGUCGGCCGAGGUCCCCAGAUUCAGGAGAAAGACCGCUCCAAGAUUCCAGCGGACACAGAGGUUCCAGAAGAUCCCAGUAUGAUGGGGCGGCUGGGCAAGAUGGAACGACAGGUUCACUCCAUGGAGAAGAAGCUAGACUUCCUAGUCAACAUCUACAUGCAGCAGAUGGGAAUCCCACAGUCGGAGAGCCAGGCUUACUUCAUCUCCAAAGAGCCGGACCCGGCGCCGCCCUACCACAGCCCGGUGGACAACGUGGAGCUCCUCGAGAAGAACACCAACGUCAACAAGAGUGGCUGCCCGUGCGCUACGCUCAGGCCCUUCCCCGGGCACACGGGGACAACACUAGCGCCCCAGGGCUGCCCGCCGUCAGCCUCCUCUCACCAACAUUCGGCCAACGGCCUCAGCCGUCACAGCCAUGGCACGUUGACCUUUGUCAGCUCGCCUGUGGGCGAUGGCACGGCCUUCAUCAGGAUCCCACCUCCGCCCUCCACCUCCCACGAUCGGAUGUCCAGCCACGGGGGGCCAGGCAGGGAGCACGGGAGAUAUGAGGAAUACGCCUGCAAGCGGCCAGAUGGGGCACUGAGAGAGAGGGACAGCGACACAUCCAUCUCCAUCCCCUCGGUGGACCAUGAGGAGCUGGAGCGCUCCUACAGCGGCUUCAGCAUCUCGCAGUCCAAGGAUAACUUGGAGAGCGCUGGCCAGGGCCCUUACCCUGGCGUCAGCCCCUGGGCCAAGACCAGGCUGUACAUCGCUGAAGGGGAGAGCGACACGGACUCGGAAGCAUGCACCCCCUCCGGACCCCCGAGAGGAGCCUUGUUCUAUACAGUGACGGUGGAGACGGUGCCUACGCCAGCAGUGUAUGAAGCAGUUCCGCACGUUGCUACACAGUUGGGGAAACUGGUUGCAUUCAUGAGCGGGGGAGGCAGGCGGCUGAAGGAGUGGGAUGUGGGGGUAUCUCUACCCCUGGUGAAUGACAUUGAGAGUGUUUGCCGCUGUAUAUUAUCCAGGACAACCUGGUUAGAUGACGUUUGACUGUAUGCGAGUUUGACCGCGUUUGUAAAGAUUCCACGAAUUAUAUAUUAUUAAAUAAAGGACAUGCAC
Molecule: messenger RNA, 3138 nt
Organism: Mobula hypostoma (lesser devil ray)
Lineage: Eukaryota; Metazoa; Chordata; Chondrichthyes; Myliobatiformes; Myliobatidae
Gene: kcnq2b
Product: potassium voltage-gated channel subfamily KQT member 2
Exons: 18
Coding region: 178-3069 (963 amino acids)
Biological process (GO): potassium ion transmembrane transport
Cellular component (GO): membrane; voltage-gated potassium channel complex
Molecular function (GO): voltage-gated potassium channel activity
Source: RefSeq, a predicted model, not a curated record